CCUGACGGUUGCGAACUGCAGUUCCACCUUUAAAAACAAUCUGAAAUGCGCUUGUUACAUUUCUGUUUUGCGUUAUCUACGAAAUAGUCGUCGCAUAAAAAUAAUAUUUAUUUUUUAAAGUCCGAAGAGGGGCGUCCUCUAGGAGAUAGAUCCAGAAUUCGGCGUAAAAACGCGGGUAAGUGGAGACAUGUCGUGUGAAGAAAGCUACUUGGCCAUCAUACGCUAUCUGACUGAUGAACGGGAGCCAUAUGCGCCGGGGACGCCCGGGAACACCAAGAGGAAAAUACGCAAAGCGGCCGCCUGCUACGUGGUGAGAAGCGGGACGUUGUUCUAUCAGCGGCGGCUCAAAGGCCACAAUCAGUUCACGGAGCUGGAGGUGGUGCUGCAGGACAGCCGGAGGAAGGAACUUAUCAACGAGGCGCACGUCGCGGAGGGAGGGGAGCACCUCAACCAGCAGCUCACCUGGGACUGCAUCAGCCAGAAGUACUGGUGGAGAGGUGAGUCCGCGCUCGGGUCCCGGCGGGGCCGACGGGCGAAGUCACGUGUCUGCGGGAGAAACCGCUGCAAACGCAGGAUCACGCAAACACACCAAACUACACGUAUCUUGAAGAAUGUGAAGGACCACAUCAGGGCGUGUGCCCACUGUCAGAGCAGGAGGAGCGCAGAUGAUGGUUCGGGCUCUCGGCUCUUCACCCAGCAGGGGAGACGCAGAGCAGCCGCACACGACGACGACGACGAUGACGAGGACGACGAAGAGGCGGACGACGGGUUGCUUUUCGCUGACUCGUCUUCUCAGCUGAGGUCCAAGCUCAGCAAGGCCAUGGGUGCUAAGCACGAGCUAGUCUUUGUGGACAGCAAGGGCGAGGUCAACCAGUUUCUGCCCAAACACAGCCAAACCAUGCUGGAGAAACUGAACCAGCAGCGUCUGGGCAAUCAGUUCUGUGACAUCACACUGCUGAUUGAAGGAGAGGAGUACCGCGCGCACAAAGCCGUGCUGGCAGCGUGCAGCGAAUACUUCAAUGAGCUGUUCUUUGAGAAGGGGGUGGUGUCCACGCACGAAGCUGUGGUCGAUCUCUCUGGUUUCACCAAAGCCAGCUUCCUGCCUCUGCUGAACUUUGCCUACACAUCCAUGCUCACCUUUAACUUCUGCAUCAUGGCAGAUAUCGCCAACCUCGCCCGGCAUCUGCUGAUGGCGGAGGUGCUGCAGUUAUGCGAGUCUGUGCAUAAACAGGUGGAGCAGCAGAAGCUGACGGUGUAUCAGAGGGGAGACAUCCACACGGUGGUGUCGAGCCAGCCGGCGGCUCAGGAGGGCCUGAAGGAGGAUCCCGGUGCCUACAUGGUGACCAUCCACGAGGGCAGGGCGGUGGUCACGCACAGCGGGGUCGCGCUGGAGUGUGAGUCUUUGGCUUUUGUUCAGCCUUCCAAAGAGCCGAUGGCGGUCGUAGAGGGAGGCAAAGAGGACGAUGGGCUGGCUGAACAGCACGACACCGUCACCCUGAUCACUCACAGUGUAGAUGCUGAGCCAGGGGAGACCGUCACCUUUAUCUCACGCGGUGCAGAUGGAAUGGAGGGGGAGACGAUGACAGUGGUCACACACAGUGGUCAGGCUGGAGCCAGCGAGUCCCUCGCCAUGGUGUCCGCCUGCCUGGCGAUGGAGCAGCCCCAGGUCACAGAGGAGGGAGCCUUUGUUAUCAAUGUGGAGCCAGACAAAGCGAGCGCCUCACAAGAUGAUGAACUGCAGUCUGUUGCUACGACUGAAGCUACGACUGAAGCUACGACUGAGGCUACGACUGAAGCUACGACUGAACCCGUGGCGUUGCCUCAGGAGACGGCGGCGUCAGGUCCUCCGCCGCCAAAGCGUAAGCGAGGACGCCCAGCAAAGGUGAAGCGGGAUGUGGUGGUGGAGGAGUUCCUGCCACUGGAGGAGGAGGAUGCAUCUGUUGAUGAAGUCCAUGCAGACAAGCAAGAGGCAACAUCAGAUGACCCCAACAGGAGACGACUCCGGCAGCGGUCUAUUGGAGAGGGUGGAUACGCUCGUCUGCAUAUGGGAUUGGAGGAUGAAGAGGAGGCGAAGAAAGUAUCAACUCCGCCACGUGCCACCACCCCUAAGGUGUGUGCCAGGCCGGGGAAAAGGGGAAGACCACCAAAACAGCCGAUGGAGGUUCCAGUGGAGCCUCAGUCUGCAUGUGAGUCCAGAACCGAACCAGAGGACAUGGUUGUACAGACUGUGAUAGCGGGAGAGGCCAGUACGGAAGAGGCUGAGACAAAGGCGGAGGAGCCCGAGACUGAAGCCAAGCAGGAACAAAAGGCGGCGGAGAGCGUUGUGGAUGGAGGGCACACGUGCUCUGAGUGCGGCAUGUCCUUCCAAAGACGCUACUCUCUCAUCAUGCACACUCUAAAACAUGAAAAGGCUCGUGGAUACAAGUGCAGUCUAUGCAGUAAAGAGUUCCAGUAUGCUGCCUCACUUCGAGCCCACCUCGCCCGGCACAAACAGCAGAGCAGCCAGCGAGCGCCUGGGACCAAACCCUCAGGUGAACAGAGCUCACAGGGGAAGGCGGACGGCGAUUUGGAAGACAAGACUUCACCGCUCACCAGAAGAGAGUUCGUGUGCGACAUCUGCGGGAAGACCCUACCAAAGCUGUACUCUCUGCGGAUACACAUGCUGAAUCACACCGGCGUGCGGCCCCACUCCUGUAAGGCCUGCGGCAAGACGUUUGCCCACAAACACAGUCUGAAGAUGCACAAGGCGCUGCACGACGUCACCAAACAGUUCCAGUGUAAAUACUGCAAGAAAUCGUUUGUGAGCAAGCGAAGUAUGGAGGAGCACACCAGCAUUCAUACAGGUGAAUCAAAGUAUCUUUGCAACACGUGUGGAGCCACUUUCCACCGAGCUUCAGCUCUGAGCAAACACCUGAAGAAGCACCAGCCCAAACCUGACGUCCGUCCCUACGCCUGUUCUCACUGUGAUAAAAGGUUCUAUGAAGCCAAAGAUCUCCAGCAGCACAUGAACAAGCACAUGGGCCUGAAGCCGUUCCAGUGCCAGGUGUGCGGGAAGUGCUACAGCUGGAAGAAGGACUGGUACUCCCACGUGAAGUCCCACAGUGUGGCUGAGCCAUUCAAGUGUAACGUGUGUGGGAAGGAGUUCUUUGAGAAGGCUUUGUUCAGGAGGCACGUGAAAAAAGCCACGCACGGCAAGAAGGGACGGGUGAAACAGAACCUGGAGAGAGAGUGCGAGCAGUGCGGAAGGAAGUUCACUCAGCUCAGAGAGUACAGACGUCACAUCAACAACCACCAGGGAGUGAAGCCUUUUGAGUGUCUGACUUGUGGCGUGGCCUGGGCUGACGCGCGCUCCCUCAAGCGGCACGUGCGCACGCACACGGGAGAGCGGCCCUACGUGUGCCCCAUGUGUCAGGAGGCCCACAUCGACGCACGCACGCUCCGGAAGCACAUGACCAAGUACCACAGCGACAGUCUGCCGGGGAAAAUCAUGCUGGAGAAGGAUACGCUGCAGUUCCACAACCAGGGCACCCAGGUGGAGCACGCCGUCAGCAUCCUGACGUCCAACCUGCCUCCUGAGCUCCGGCCGGCCCAGCAGCCGGCCUCAGAGGAGAUCGAGACCGUGCUGAUCACAGAGGAGACCGUGGAGGCUGUGGAGGCCGUGCAGGCCGUCCAGGCCGCCAGCGACGGCUCGGUGGCCACGCUCUCGGAUCAGGGCAUCAUGCAGGUCGUGAACUACGUCUUGGCCCAGCAGGCUCUGACUGGGACCAAGUUAGACGAAGCCCCUGAGGUGAUUCAGACUAUGGAGGUGGAGGUGGCUCACGUAGCCGAGGUUGAGUGACUCAUCGGCGGUGGCCGUGCAGAUGCAACAUAAUUAGUCGCAGUCUGUGUGAAAUGUAACUGAAUGUAAAAAGAGUCUUAUUUUUCUGUACAUGUACAUAGUGUGUAAGUGAAUAACGAGUGGAGUCUUCCCUCGGAGCUGAUGGAUACGUGCGCAUGCAUGACAUUUUCAUGUUGUGUGUAAAAUAGCUAGACGUGCAAGGCUAAAUGGUAAGCUACGAAUAUGACGUGACGCUCAGGACAAAUAAAGGUAGAAGUCACAACAG
Messenger RNA from Betta splendens (Siamese fighting fish), 4103 nucleotides. It is a transcript of the gene zbtb11, whose product is annotated as zinc finger and BTB domain containing 11. NCBI's taxonomy places the organism in Eukaryota, Metazoa, Chordata, Actinopteri, Anabantiformes, Osphronemidae. Gene Ontology annotation, molecular function: DNA-binding transcription factor activity, RNA polymerase II-specific; protein binding; RNA polymerase II cis-regulatory region sequence-specific DNA binding. The coding region runs from base 188 to 3838 and encodes 1216 amino acids. Gene Ontology annotation, cellular component: nucleus. Gene Ontology annotation, biological process: regulation of transcription by RNA polymerase II. The record is from RefSeq and is a predicted model, not a curated record. The transcript is spliced from 10 exons.